Messenger RNA from Paramacrobiotus metropolitanus, 941 nucleotides. Its product is annotated as 60S ribosomal protein L22-like 1. Gene Ontology annotation, cellular component: ribosome. Lineage: Eukaryota; Metazoa; Tardigrada; Eutardigrada; Parachela; Macrobiotidae. The record is from RefSeq and is a predicted model, not a curated record. The coding region runs from base 141 to 860 and encodes 239 amino acids. The transcript has 4 exons. Gene Ontology annotation, biological process: cytoplasmic translation. Gene Ontology annotation, molecular function: structural constituent of ribosome; RNA binding.
AAAACGAACUUUUGCAUCUCACCAAGUGGAGAUGCAGUCACGCUGCACACAUCGCAAAUUAAUCCUGCAGCCGCGGUCCACGAAAGACCACAUCGAUAUAAUCGGAUUCUUGUUUUCUGGAUUAUUGUUGAUAUUCCACAAUGUCAUCUAAAGACGCCAAAGCCAAAACCAAGGCCGACCCGAAGGCCAAGGAGGCCCCGAAGGUAGACAAGAAGGCCGCCGCGGCUCCUGCCCCCGUUGCGGCGAAACCAGCCCCUGCCGCAGCCAAAUCCGCUGCGGCCCCCGCAAAAGCCGCAGCUGCGCCCACACCGACGGUGGUGAAGCCAGCCAAACCCGCAGCGGAAGAGAAGAAACCGUUGGCGGAGAAAAAGGACGCCAACGUUGCACCAGCGGCGCCUAAGCCCGAUGUGGAGAAGAAACCCAAGGAGAAGAAGCCCAAGCCGAAGAAGGAUGCCUCGAAGGCCAAGAAAAAGGGACCGGGACGAGUGGCGUCGAAGAAGGGCAAGAAGAAGAAGCACUUGUACCGAUUUGUGAUCGACUGCAGCCAUCCUGUGGAGGACGGAAUUAUGGAGCCAUCAGAUUUCGAACAAUUCUUGAAGGAGCGCAUUAAGGUGGCUGGAAAGACCGGAAAUUUGGGCAAAGCGAUCACGGUUGAAAGGCUACAGCAGAAGAACCAUAUCGUGGUUAACGCUGAUACGGCUUUCUCUAAGAGAUAUCUGAAAUAUUUGACGAAGAAGUACUUGAAGAAGAACAAUUUGCGGGAUUGGUUACGAGUAGUCGCAUCCGGAGCGGACAAGUAUGAACUGAGAUACUUCCAGAUUAGCAAUGAUAACGCCGAUGAGGAGGAGGAUAAGGAGUAGUAACUUUGUACUGAGUGUUGUGCGAAUUUAGAAUUUACGGGAAAAUGUGCGAAAAAAUGUUCAAUAAAAUACUGGAAAAGA